UAUAAACUGCCAUUUCCGAUAUUUUUAGCUUUUGAUAGAAACCUGUUAUUUACAUUUGUACAGGUUAGCAAAACAUUUUUUUUUUCACAUAGAAUCUAACUAAAUCUAGAUCUAGAUUCUAAUAAUGGCAACGCAAAUGGAAGUAGAUCUUGACCAGCCUCCAGCUAGUGUCAUGGCAUCUCCGGGAACCACAGGCAGUGUUACUGUGGCUCUUCAUCCUCUUGUGAUAAUGAAUAUCUCGGAACACUGGACUAGAGUCAAAGCUCAAGAAGGCAAGCCUACUCAAGUUUUAGGUGCGUUGAUUGGCCAACAAAAAGGAAGAAAGAUUGAGGUCAUGAACUCAAUAGAAUUAAUGUUUGAUGUAGUUUGUGGGGACAUUGUCAUUGAUAUGAGCUACUAUGCACUGAAAGAAGGACAAUUUAAGCAAGUCUUCAGUGAAAUGGAUUUCUUAGGCUGGUAUUCAACAGGUGAUGGUCCCACAGAAUCGGAUAUUAAAAUUCAUAAACAAUUCUUCAUAAUUAAUGAGAGUCCAGUUUUCUUACAAUUAAAUCCUCAAGCAAGAACUUCAGAUCUUCCUAUUUCAAUGUUUGAAUCAGUGAUUGAUCUAGUCCGGGGAGAGGCUACAGUUUUAUUUGUGGACAUUCCUUACACAUUAGCCACUGAGGAGGCAGAGAGAAUUGGUGUCGACCAUGUGGCCAGGAUGUCUACUGCAGACACUGGGGAUUCUUCCACUGCUGAACACUUGGUUGCCCAACACAGUUCUAUCAAGAUGCUGCACAAUCGAAUUAAAAUUAUUUUGGCUUACAUUCAAGCCUCUCAGAAAGAUGAAGUAGCCAAGAAUCAUGAUAUUCUGAGAGACUGUUACAGUUUGUGCUACAGGCUUCCAGUCCUCAACUCACAGAGAUUCCAGGAGGAUUACUACACACAAUGUAAUGAUGUAUGUUUAAUGGCCUACCUCGGUGCAAUUACCAAAGGAAGUAACACAAUGAACCAGUUCCUGAACAAGUUCAACAUCCUGUAUGACAAAGGAAUGGGAAGAAGAAUGAGAGGAUUGUUUUUUUAAACAUUUCAAAAUGUUACUUCACAUUUAUUUAUUGUGUCACUUGUAAAUACUUGAGUCUGAUUGUUGAGCAUACAUGAUACUUCUUGUUCUGAUUGGCUGCCUUGUGUAUCAGUCGUCUCUCUGAAAGGCUUGCAUCUCAGUUGUGUUUGAUUAACGUCUCCUGGCACCAAGACAUUGCUAGAGAGCUUGGUGUAGUGUGUUCAUUUACUACUUUAAUAAAAUGUUAAAAAUGCAAA
Messenger RNA from Biomphalaria glabrata, 1299 nucleotides. RefSeq names its product COP9 signalosome complex subunit 6-like. The record is from RefSeq and is a predicted model, not a curated record. Gene Ontology annotation, cellular component: COP9 signalosome. NCBI's taxonomy places the organism in Eukaryota, Metazoa, Mollusca, Gastropoda, Planorbidae. The transcript is spliced from 10 exons. Gene Ontology annotation, molecular function: protein binding; metallopeptidase activity. The coding region runs from base 125 to 1063 and encodes 312 amino acids. Gene Ontology annotation, biological process: protein deneddylation.